AUUCGUCAUUAUGAAUCGCCUUUUUGCCAUAAUAAUUUUAAUUUUAAUUAAAAUUUCCUUUUCUUCCGCCGUGGAUAUCGAUUGUGAUGAAGCCAAAAUAACCUCAAACUAUCAAGGACCGAUUUGUACUUUAUCUGGCUUGAACUACUCUGACCCCGAAGUCGAUUAUAACUUCAAAAUUCGUGACAUUUACGACCAUCGUCAUUAUGGAUAUCGCAAAAGUGUUGAUUUUUUAACGAAUUUCGAGGUAAAAAAUUCUCAAAUGACCGAAAUUCCCCGCCAAAUGUUUCAAACGUACAAAAAUAUGGAGCAACUGAAGAUACAAAGUGCCGGCAUCGAAGAUUUGCAUCGUUUUACCUUCGAAUUUGCCAAAAAAUUAAUGCGCUUGGAUGUUUCGCGGAAUAAUAUUACAAAACUUGAGAAGGGAGCUUUUAAUGGAGCAACUUUAUUAGACUCCCUGGACUUGUCUGCGAAUCAAAUUGAUCAAAUUGACGAGAAGGCGUUCACGGAACUGGCAAAUCUAAAGACUCUGGUGUUAUCGUCGAACAAACUUACGGAAAUUGCCGAGAAGACCUUCAACGUUAUCAAGAAUUUGCGGAAGAUAAAGUUGGAUAACAACGAUUUGCACGAGUUGAGCGGCAAUAUUUUCCUCGGGAAUCAGCAGAUUCGUGAAAUUGAUUUGAAUGGAAAUAAAUUAGCAGUCUUCGACUUGGUGCUAUUUGAUAACAUGCCGAAUAUUUUGAAGUUUGUGGAUGUUUCGUACAAUAUUUUAAAAAAAUUUAGUAUUUCGUGUCAAACUUUUUCUUAUUCUUACGAGACUCCGGAGAACUUGUACCUGAACUUGUCAACGAAUUAUCUCACGGAAUUAGACAUAAGUUCAAAUUUCUCCAUCACUCACCUGUAUUUGGGUUCAAAUAAUUUGACAAGUCUCGAUCCUGUCACAAAAUUAACGCAUUUGGUUGAACUUGAUUUGUCCUUCAACAAAAUCGGGCGCUUAGAGGUCACUUCAUUGUCAAACUUCACUCAGCUAACUUACCUGAAUCUCGAGACGACGGGCAUCAGUAAUAUUGAUUACGGAACCUUUUCGCAUCAAACGAGGCUCAUAACCUUGGAUAUCGCUUACAAUCAACUCAAGGAAAUCCAUUGGCCCAUGUUUGCAUCUCUCACGGAAUUGCAAUCUUUGUACAUUGAUGGCAAUAAUUUAACCUCAAUUAAUCACUUGGAGCUUUUUGAGACUUUUCCCAAGCUUGGGGCGAUCGGGAUGCAAGACAAUCAAUUCAACUGUACAAUGCUUGCGAAGGUCAUCAGUGAAUUUUCGCGCCGAAAUAUUCGAGUAGAUGUCACUGAAGAUGCAAAAGUCACUGACAGAUCAAAUGUCAAAGGGAUCGGUUGCAUGAAAAACGAAAAAGAUCCGAAUUUUUGGCAAGUUCCUGUUCAUCACGUGCAUAACAGCUCCGCAUCUGACGAUACAAAAGCCCUAAGUGAGAAAGUUAAUCACUUAAUUGACAUUGUCAGAGCUUUAAAUGCUUCAACGCAAGAAAAUGAGAAACUUAAAGACGAGUUAAAAACCACUAAAGAUCGUUUAGUUGAGUUAACCUCAAAUUUCUAUGAAACAAAGUCAAGUUUGAUCUCUCAUCAAUUAUCGACUUUAACUAACGGAUCGAAUUUAGAUCAAAAAGAAGUAAAAAAUAUGAUUGAAAUCAUGAACAAUAUGACGCUGGAUCGACAAAAACUCGCUUUGGACAAGGUCAAACAACAACUUGUCGAAUUGGAGUUCGAUGUUCGUAAAAAUUCCGAUAAAAUAGAGACAAAUAAUCGUUUUGUCGCGCUUCAAAAGGAAUCUUUGUCGCCAGUUGUUGCUGCUUCAGUACAAGAUCAUGUCUUCGAUAUGCCCACGAAAUUUAUGAUUUGUGCGAUUUUUAUGAUUUUAACGACGUUUGCGAUGAUCAAAGUAGUUGAAUAUGUUCGAGGACGCCGACACUUCCGCGGCAAUUUUCGUGGGCGAUCAAAUACGCAAAGUACGUUACAUAGCACGAUAGAGCACUCCAUUUGAUUUGUAUUUUAAUAAAGCUUAUCAAUAUAUUCACUCAAGUAUUCAAUAA
Molecule: messenger RNA, 2102 nt
Organism: Culicoides brevitarsis
Lineage: Eukaryota; Metazoa; Arthropoda; Insecta; Diptera; Ceratopogonidae
Product: protein artichoke-like
Exons: 1
Coding region: 11-2053 (680 amino acids)
Molecular function (GO): protein binding
Source: RefSeq, a predicted model, not a curated record